Molecule: messenger RNA, 1173 nt
Organism: Coccinella septempunctata (seven-spotted ladybird)
Lineage: Eukaryota; Metazoa; Arthropoda; Insecta; Coleoptera; Coccinellidae
Exons: 5
Coding region: 124-843 (239 amino acids)
Source: RefSeq, a predicted model, not a curated record
AUAUAGUGUUCUGUGGUUGAGAGGUUAAGUUCGUUCUUUUCUGUUAAAAAUGUUGUAUUAUUAGUGGACGUUGUAGGUGAUUGUAAGUGUAGUGAUUUGUAAGCUAUUUUAUACCCUUUAAAAAUGAGAAAAAUAAACAAUUGUUGUGUACCUGGAUGUAUGGACCGAGUAAGCCAAAGACAUCGUUUCCCCAAAGCCAAUCCAACUCUUUUUAAAACUUGGUUAGAAGUUAUUAAACCACAAAAUUGGCAAGAAUUAUCCGAUGAACAGAUUUACAAUAGAUAUUACGUGUGUCAUGUACAUUUUACCAAGAAUUAUCAUUUACCAGGAAGUAAAAGAGGUCUCACAAUUGAUGCAGUUCCAACAAUAGAUGUACCUGGUACUAGUUUUGAAACAGUUCUGCUGGCAAAUGAGCCAAAGCUUUGUGAAGUAUUAACAGAAGUUGAUACAGAGAAAACACCUUCUGAAGCUGGACUUUGUGAAGUAUUAACAGAAGUUGAUACAGAGAAAACACCUUCUGAAGCUGGACCAAGUGGGAUAGAGAAAUCAACUCCAGAAGAUGGUCCCAAUAAUGAUUUUAUGGAGCCCGACAUACAAGAACCAGUAUCUGACUCGGUGAUGAAUAAGAAAAAAAUCCAAAAAGGGGUUAGAAAGUCAAUUUUGACGAGGUUGCAGUACACUAGGACUUCACAACUAACUGCGAAAGAAAAAAUAAUGUACUCAAUGUUAAAAGAGUACAAUGCUAGGAUAAGUCAGCUGAAAUACCGAAAUAAAUGUCUGAGGCAAAAAUUAGUUUAUGCGAAAAGAAUUAUUUCAUCUCGUGGAUUUCAAAGGCUUUCUUAGCAUAUCUCUGAACCAACUUACGUAAGUAGAUGUCUGUCUACUUGAAAAAUCCUGUACAUAUAUUGUAAAUAUUAUUCUAAAUUUUUAGUGCGAGUAAUUUCACUUAAAUUCCUUGAAAGUUCAUAAUUGUUGGGAAAACAAUGUUGGCUUAUUUAUAUACCUGAUAAUGUUCAAUGUUUUUUAUAAAUUUCUUGUAAAUAUUAUUCUGAAUUUGUUGAAAGUACAUAAUAUUUUCACUUUGUGGGAAAACAAUGUUUGUUUUUGAAAAUUCAUGGAUAUGUAAGUAAUGAUUAUUAAUAUGUAAAUAAACAUUAUUAUCAUAAUUAUUAA